UUCCGCUGCCGGCACACGGCUGGAGAGUGCGACAGCCAGGCAAACGGGCUUUAAGGCCGAUAAAAACCAGGCGCGCGGCCCGGUCUAAGACAUCCCGAGAUGUGGCACAACAGAACCUCGGCACAGAAGGAGAAGAAGAAAACAGCUACCCGCGAAGACAAAGUGCUCUGCUGGUAGCUACGUAUGAGGAUUUGCGCCGAGAACCUCAAAAUGCUCACAGGAACACUCACAGGAAGGCGGACAGGAAGAGGACAGGGAGGACCUGAGGUGGCAUUCCUAGUUCACCAAAACCAGCACAGACCAGAAUGGGACCUGCUUAUAUGCAUCAAUGUCACGGUCAGAGACACUCUGGAAUUAGAUUGAAAGACACUGUUGUCGAUGAAAUAAUAAGUUUGCUGAGGUUAAAAUUGUAGCUCAUUAUCAAAGGGUGAUAAAUAUGGCAUAUAGAGUGAAUGUUCACUAUACAGCAGAAUAAAGCUUCGGUUCAGGAGGUUAAAAUGCCUCACUGAGGGGUAGCUGAUUGCAGCUGAGUAUUUCCCAAAUAUUCCCUUCCGGCAAGAGGUUCAGGUCUAUAAAGAUCAAAACCACUCGCCUACAGAACAUUUUCCCCCUAUGGCAGUUCGCCUCAUCAACAACCACUCACUUUGUCUGUUCCUCUGCUUCAGCUGAUCUAAUGGAAUAAAAUGAUCCUUUAUUUGCCAUUUGCACAAAUACACAUUAUCUGCACUAAGUACAUUUUAUCUCAUGUAUAUAAUUUCUUAUGUUGAUUGCCUUGUUUGUGCUUGCUUGUUUUUCCCGACACUCUAAAUCAAAUUCCUCAUACAUACUUGGCAGUAAACGAUUCAGACUGUAACUUUUCAGAGUCCGCGGGCCAGAAUGCACCUUUUAAUUCCCAUCCUCAGAAUAUCCUUCCUGACACAGACUCUGUGUCUCCCUUGUCACCAGAGUCCCUGCCACUGCUUGUGACUAAUCUUGGUUAAUGUCCCUGGCACCGCUCUCACCAAAGAGGCGUGGCAUCACUGUCUUUCGAUUGCUGCCAGACAGGAAGUAUCUACAGCACCGGAGUUUUCAGUCAUGUCAAGAAUGGCAUAGUCUGUCAUCAACACGUCGACACGUCCUGCGCUAUGUCUCAGGCGGAUUCCACAUUGGCUCGAAUCCUCCAGCAGUUGCUAAGAGCCAGAACAACAGGCCAGCAUUUAUAACGUGCUGAACUGUAAAGAGAUGGUGUUUUGUCGUCCCCCCCCCCUUUUCAAAAACUUUCCAGUGUGCUGAGCCAGAUUUCAAGAGCUUUUCAUGCAUAGAAAAUGAUCGUAUCCUAUCUACACUUAGUGACAAAAUCCUGUAUAUGACGGCAUUAGUUAGAUUCAAAGAAGCUUCUGGCAAGUUGAACUACUUUGCAUUACUUGUACGAUAUUUCUUCUGGUGUGUAUCACACAUAACAAGUGAUCUCUAAUAAAGUGUUCAACCACGGGUGUGAUCGGUACACAAAAGCGCCAGUUUCAUGCUGAUCAUUAAUAUCGCAAUGCAGACCGCUACAAGCCCAAAUAAAGUUUUACUAAGGGAUUGCCGCUUUUGAGAUAGUUGGGUAGUUGUCUGGCCAAGCAAAGAUGCCCUGUACACGUUUCAGUGCUUGCACCGACAGAGUAGCGGCGCGGGUGAAGGCACUGCCACUGCAGAGGGUGAACCACGAAGCGGCCGGGCUUCCCGUCCCCUCUUCCUGCCCAGCCUCUCUUCGGCUCUUCCUUCUUGCUCUUCUCCUGGAGCGCGAUCGCGGCUCGGUGCGCAGGCGUGAUGCGCCCUGGAAGCCAUGUUCGCUUCGCCGUGAGCCCCGGUCGUGAUUUCUCUCGCACCCUGGACCCCGUUUGUCCGUCCCGUCCAGUUUCUCGUCAGUCUCUCGCGCCUCUUUUUGCUCCUGGUUCGCCUUCGCUCUCCCCGCCGCCCGGGUCCGCGACGCCGGCGCCUCGCAUCUGCGCACCGACCGAGCGGCAGGAGCCCGGGAUCGGACCAUGAACCGCAGCCUGGACCUCUCCAGACGGAACCCGCAGGAGGAUUUCGAGCUCAUCCAGAGGAUCGGGAGCGGCACUUACGGCGAUGUCUACAAGGCCCGGAACGUCAGCACCGGCGAACUGGCCGCCAUUAAGGUCAUCAAGCUGGAACCGGGGGAGGACUUUGCAGUGGUGCAGCAGGAGAUCAUCAUGAUGAAGGAUUGCAAGCACUCCAACAUCGUGGCUUACUUCGGCAGCUAUCUCAGGAGAGAUAAAUUAUGGAUAUGCAUGGAGUAUUGUGGAGGAGGCUCCCUGCAGGAUAUCUACCACGUGACGGGGCCCCUGUCAGAAUCCCAAAUUGCCUACGUCACACGGGAAACCCUUCAGGGUUUGAACUACCUGCACAGCAAAGGCAAAAUGCACAGAGACAUCAAGGGGGCAAACAUACUGCUCACUGACAACGGUUACGUGAAACUCGCCGACUUUGGCGUCUCUGCUCAGAUCACCAUGACUCUGGCCAAGAGGAAGUCUUUCAUCGGCACUCCUUACUGGAUGGCUCCCGAAGUGGCUGCAGUGGAGAGGAAGGGGGGCUACAACCAGCUGUGUGACAUCUGGGCGGUGGGCAUCACAGCCAUCGAGCUGGCGGAGCUGCAGCCGCCCAUGUUUGACCUGCACCCCAUGAGGGCCUUGUUCAUGAUGACAAAAAGCAACUUCCAGCCCCCAAAGCUGAAAGACAAAAUGAAGUGGACAAGCAACUUCCACCAUUUUGUUAAACUGUCCCUGACAAAAAACCCAAAGAAGAGGCCCACGGCUGACAAGCUCUUGCAGCACCCCUUCGUCUCGCAGCCUCUCAGUCGGACCCUGGCCAUCGAGCUACUUGACAAGGCCAACAACCCCGACCACACUGCUGACCCAGACCCGGACGACGACGACGCCGAACCCGAGCCCCCGGUAUCCGUGCCUCUCCGGAUACCCUCAGCCAACAGGAGCGCCCGCGACGAAAAGACGCUGUCUGAGAUCAACUUUGACAAAGUGAAGUUCGACCCCCCCAUGAGGAAGGAGACAGAGCCUGACCAUAAGCCGGCCGACACUGAGGAAUUUUUGGACUGUGCUGAGGAACUAUACUACACCGCAAGACCGAAACUGGUCGGCUACGAAGUCGGGUCCCCAGGCGGCCGUUCCCUGGGUGGCAACAAGGGAAAUGAGGCUCCUGUAGAGGAGGAUGAUGGUGGCGAUGAUGAACCUCGACACUCCACCAUGAGACCCAAAGUACCCCCUCCACUGCCCCCCAAGCCCAAGUCUAUCCUCACGGCCCAGGACAGCCUGUCCGGGGAAGACGAGGGCGGCCACGAGACCAUCAAGCGCUGCCCGGACUCCGAGAGUCCCACGCGUCCCGUUUCCAACGUGCCCCCACGGCCGCCGCCCCCACGGCUCCCCUCGCAGAAGCGGGGCAGCCUGGGUAACGGGGUUAGUGCGUCUUCAGCUAACGGAGAACAGGGGAGCAGCAGGGAGGGAAAGCAGUCCACACUGCCCCCUACUGCCCCGUUGCGGAGAGACAAGAAGGACAUUCCGAGGCCCAUAAGUAAUGGUCUACCGCCAACUCCAAAGGUCCAUAUGGGUGCUUGUUUCUCAAAGGUCUUCAACGGCUGCCCGUUGAAAAUCCACUGUGCCACGUCCUGGAUAAAUCCUGACACACGAGACCAGUUUUUGUUGUUUGGUGCCGAAGAAGGCAUUUACAACCUGAACCUGAACGAGCUCCAUGAGACCUCCAUGGAGCAGCUCUUCUCACGGAGAUGUACGUGGCUCUACGUCAUGAACAACAUCCUGGUCUCCAUAUCUGGUAAAGCAUCCCAGAUCUACUGCCACAACCUGGUUGGCCUCUUUGAACACGCCCGUCAGAUGCAGAAGCUGCCCGUCGCCAUUCCCACGCACAAGCUGCCCGACAAAAUGAUCCCCAGGAAAUUUGCCGUGUCCAGCAAGAUUCCCGACACGAAGGGAUGUCAGAAGUGCUGCAUAGUGAGGAACCCAUACACGGGCCACAAGUACCUCUGUGGAGCCUUCCAUUAUGGGGCUGUCCUACUGGAGUGGGUGGAGUCUAUGCAGAGGUUCAUGCUAAUCAAGAUCAUCGACUUCCCACUACCCUGCCCCCUGGAGGUGUUUGAGAUGCUGGUGGUCCCCGAGCAUCAGUACCCGCUGGUCUGCAUGGCUGUCAGCAAGGGCGCCGAGCAGGGUCAGGUGGUGAACUUCCAUACCCUGAACCCUAACUCCACGUCGUCCUGGUUCACCAUGGUCGAUGCCCCGCAGUCCUGCGUGAUCCACAUCACCCAACUGGAGAGGGACACCAUUUUAGUCUGCCAAGACCGCUGCAUAAAAAUCGUGAACCUGCACGGGAAGCUCAAAUCCAGCAAGAAGCUGUCGGCGGAGCUGACGUUCAACUUCCAGAUCGAAGCCAUAGUGUGCCUCCAGGACAGUGUGUUGGCAUUCUGGAAGCAUGGAAUGCAAGGGCGGAGCUUCAAGUCUAGUGAGAUCACGCAAGAGAUAUGCGAUAAUACGAGGAUCUUCAGGCUCCUGGGGGCUGACAGGGUGGUGGUCCUUGAGAGCAGGCCAACAGACAACCCCACCGCCCACAGUAACCUCUACAUCCUAGCAGGUCACGAGAACAGUUACUAACGUACAAUGCAUUGUGGGAUUGGAGUACAGAAGGAUUGCCACUCUGUAUGGGAGGACGUAUGGACAGAUGAACAGACGCUGGCAUGCAUGAAUGGGGACACUGACGCCUGCCUUCCUUCAUUUUCAGUUUUACUUAAGUGGCAUGAAACACAGAUACAAUGGACUUAUUUGUAUGAAUGCGAGUGUUGCCACCAAUAUUGGUAUAUACCACCACACAAGUGCUUAACUGAUAUUUAAUUGUUGUAAAUAUACACCUAUUUUUUUUUUUUUUGGAGGAAGCAACCUUAUCUGAUUUUGAAAUUUUAAGUCAGGCAAUGUAGAUACUGGUGCAAAAUGUGUUGUACAAGUGACCAGACUGUACAGGUGUAAAGGUUUUGUUUCACGAUGCAGGUUAACUGGGGUACUGCUUUUUAAAGGGGGUUUUCUCUGUAGGUCACACAAAGAGGCACUUUACAGUUUUAUAGCAGUUGUUUUGAGUAGUCCACUCCCAAUAAUGAACUUUUUUCCUAGUUCUGUUAUUUGCUCAUUUUUAAUAUAAACUGAAUUUUUUCUAUACUUUCAAAAAUAAGCCAUUGCCCGUUUGUCUUAUUAAUUCUGGCAUACACUGAUGUUAAAAUUUGCACAAAAAUAUCAAAGGAUUUUGAAAGAUGUGAUUUGUGUAUAUACCCAUGUGUACACUCGUGCGUUUGGGUAUAUGCAAGUGAACAAACCCACCGAUCUACAUACAUGCAGUAUUUAUGUGCUGACAUGCGGAGACAGCAAAGAUGCAUUUAAAUAUCACUUGGAUUUCAAAGUGAACAGCAACUGCCGUAGUAAGUCUGUCCUCUUGAACUUUAACUCCGGCUAGUAUUUUGGCUAGUGUCAUUGUCGAAUAAUUUUAAUUUGUCUUAAUUAUAAUGAAUUUCUGUUUUUAUUUUAUGGUUCUCUCAGAAGCAUUUUAGUCUGAGCAAUUGCCUUUAAAAUACUCCUGAAAUGGAACAUUCCUUUUUGGUUCUGUAGCCUUAAGGUUUUAAGUUAUGCCAAAACGUGUCUUUCAGUUAUGGCCAAAAUGAGUUAGGUGUGCGUACCUCAUCCAUCUUACUUCUAACACAUGGUGACUAUGGGAUGUUGGUGGCAGAUACAAACUUAUAUCCUACUUCAUAGUAGUCAACAGAACACUAUAAAAUCACCUAGCUUGGAUUCAUUUCCAGAACUAAAAUGGGGGUUAUGAUUUUACAUAACUAGACUUUUUUUUUCUCCAUCCUGUUGUAGCAUUAAUAUUUUAAUAUUCCAAUGCUCUGUGUACAUACUGUAAAAUAAAAUUGGUCCAUUUUAAAUACUGUAUAAUGGCCUAUAUUUUUGUUUGAAAUGUAUAAUGGACUUAUUAAACAUGUUAACACAUUAAA
This is a messenger RNA of Paramormyrops kingsleyae, 6040 nucleotides long. RefSeq names its product mitogen-activated protein kinase kinase kinase kinase 3b (gene map4k3b). Gene Ontology annotation, cellular component: cytoplasm. Lineage: Eukaryota; Metazoa; Chordata; Actinopteri; Osteoglossiformes; Mormyridae. Gene Ontology annotation, molecular function: ATP binding; MAP kinase kinase kinase kinase activity. The record is from RefSeq and is a predicted model, not a curated record. Gene Ontology annotation, biological process: protein phosphorylation; intracellular signal transduction.